Dovyalis caffra is the source of this 474-nucleotide messenger RNA. The record is from the annotation of a GenBank genome assembly. Lineage: Eukaryota; Viridiplantae; Streptophyta; Magnoliopsida; Malpighiales; Salicaceae.
AUGUCUUCAAGCAAGGAAGGGACCGAAUACCCUAAAGUUGCUCCACCACCUUCACAAUUUCCAGAAGGGCAAUGGUCCACCGGAAUAUGCAAUUGUUUUGAUGACCCUUCUAAUUGUUUGCUCACCUGUUUCUGUCCAUGCAUCACCUUUGGACGCAUAGCCGAGAUCCUUGAUAGAGGAAAUACAUCAUGUGGAAUUCAAGGCCUCAUCUACUAUGCAAUGAGCCAUAUUGGUUGCGGGUGGCUAUACGGUGGUAUUUAUCGGUCCAAACUGCGAGGUCUCCUUUCGUUACCAGAAACUCCCUGUGCGGAUUGGUUGGUCCAUUGUUGUUGCUGUGUGUGUUCUCUAUGUCAAGAGUAUAGAGAACUCAAGAAUCAUGGGGCUGAUCCCUCUUUAGGUUGGCAGGCCAAUGUUGAGAAGUGGAGCCGGGAGGGACUUAGUCCCCCAUUUGUUGCGUCAGGCAUGGAUCGUUAA